CCCGUGACCUGAAUCCAACGCAGGACCCUUCAGUCCUCAAUACGAUGCCUUAUCAACUAAGCCAAACCAGCCAGGGCAAUAACCAGUAUUCUUGCUGGACGUAUCUGAAUAAUUUGGGCAGCAAUGUACCUGGUGCCCAGCGACUUUGUGAUAAAUUAAUUCAUGCUAUAAUAUACUAAAUGUUUCCUUCUAGCCUCUUUCCUCCCCCUGCAGGUAUGAAGACCUCUCACAAAAAGGUACCUGCAGAGCCAGAAACCGGGGACGCAGUCAGUCACCACACCGGAUCUGCAAAUGUGAAGAAGAAAAAAACAUCUCAAAAGAAGCAGCGGGGCAGACCUUCGUCCCAGCCCCCCAGGAACAUCGUGGGCUGCAGGAUUUCCCACGGAUGGAAGGAAGGCAACGAGCCCGUCACCCAGUGGAAAGGGACCGUUCUCGAUCAGGUGCCUAUAAACCCCUCUCUUUAUCUGGUGAAAUAUGAUGGGAUUGACUGUGUCUAUGGACUGGAGCUUCACACAGAUGAAAGGAUUUUAAAACUUAAAAUCCUUCCUGAUAAGGUGCCAUUGUCUCGAGUCAGAGAUGCGCGCCUUGCCAACACCAUCAUUGGCAAGGCUGUGGAGCAUAUGUUUGAGGGCGAGCAUGGUUCUAAGGAUGAGUGGAGAGGGAUGGUGUUAGCCCAAGCACCAAUCAUGAACGCGUGGUUUUAUAUUACCUAUGAGAAAGAUCCCGUGUUGUACAUGUACCAGCUUCUGGAUGACUAUAAGGAAGGAGACCUGCGUAUCAUGCCAGAGCCCAGUGAGCCUCCUCCAGCGGAGAAGGAGCCAGAAGGAGUUAUAGAUGGCCUGAUAGGCAAACAUGUGGAAUAUACCAAAGAAGAUGGCUCCAAACGGACAGGCAAGGUUAUUCACCAAGUCAAAGCCAAACCUUCUGUGUAUUUUAUUAAGUUUGAUGAUGAUUUCCAUAUCUAUGUCUAUGAUUUGGUGAAAAGGUGCUCUUAGGGUACAAUUUGCCACAUUUGUGGAGGCAAAUGUUUGAUUUGGAGGCAGAAAAAAUGUACCUUUUAAUGUAUAGAAAGCUUUAGACUCCCUUUGCCAGCACCGUUGCCAGCAUAAUGUUGAUUUGUUCUAAAAAAUACAAAUGUGUGUG
Messenger RNA from Myotis lucifugus (little brown bat), 1143 nucleotides. Its product is annotated as spindlin-2-like. Gene Ontology annotation, biological process: regulation of DNA-templated transcription; gamete generation. The record is from RefSeq and is a predicted model, not a curated record. Lineage: Eukaryota; Metazoa; Chordata; Mammalia; Chiroptera; Vespertilionidae. Gene Ontology annotation, cellular component: nucleoplasm; cytosol.